Didymodactylos carnosus is the source of this 457-nucleotide messenger RNA. NCBI's taxonomy places the organism in Eukaryota, Metazoa, Rotifera, Eurotatoria, Philodinida, Philodinidae. The record is from the annotation of a GenBank genome assembly.
AUGAAAUCACACAACGAUAAUUUUAUGUGGGAAAUUAAUUUGAGAUUAAAAUUGCCGAGCAUCCCUAUUGCACGUUAUCAACAAGAAUUAUUUCAUUUUCGAUUGUUAAACACUCAGUGGUCCGACGAUCAACAAUUAAAUAUAGAAAAUCUUGUUAAAGACAAUGCUCAGUUUAUAUUGAAAGUGCCUACAUAUCAUGUUGAUUUAUGGUGGCCGAAUGGUUACGGUGAACAGUCAUUAUAUUAUUUAGAAAUUAAUUAUGGCACAAUUAAAAAAAGCAAAAGAAUUGGUUUCCGCACCAUCCAACUAGUACAGGAACCUUAUCCAGACCCAAUAAAAGGUAGACUUUUUCUUGUUACUGUCAGCUUCAGCUCCUGUUCUCACCAGUGCUCUUUAUCUCUCUGGAAAGGAAGAGCAGAAAGCUUUGAUCAAGAAAACAUCUUAUUCACAACAGAAC